Messenger RNA from Pararge aegeria (speckled wood butterfly), 883 nucleotides. Its product is annotated as androgen-dependent TFPI-regulating protein-like. Gene Ontology annotation, cellular component: membrane; endomembrane system. Lineage: Eukaryota; Metazoa; Arthropoda; Insecta; Lepidoptera; Nymphalidae. Bases 77 to 883 code for a protein of 268 amino acids. The record is from RefSeq and is a predicted model, not a curated record. The transcript is spliced from 5 exons.
AUUAGAUCAGCCAAAUGAAUAGAGGUCUCAAAAACCUGUAAAAAGUGUCGUCUUAAGCAAUAUCACAAAAUGGGGUAUGUCUGAAAAAAAUUUGCUACAAGCGCGCUUUGCUACGGAAAAGCACCCGGGAUUCUUUCCCGCUGCAAUAACAUUCCACGUCCACUGCCGUAUAAUAGGCAGUGCAAUAGCCCUAUUACUGCACGGCGGUAACAGUAUAGCAAUGUUUUUUGCCAUGAGAGGCGACAUACUUAAAGACCCAGACAUAGCCAACCUGCAAGCCACUCAAUAUAGGUAUCUUACUAUAUGGAAUGUGGCUUUCCAAAUAGCGUAUUCAAUAAUGAAUCUAGCGUGUGACAUACCGCUAUUCUUGAAAGUUAAGGAAGAGUCGUCGCCCAUAUUAUGCUACUUAGAGUAUGUAAGAAAAUAUAGAAAAGUUGUUUUUGGAGGCGUCAUCUUUCCAACUGGCGUGGCAAUUUUCACCGUAUUUUGGCCAAUUUUCAUCUACAACAGAGAGCUUAUCUUCCCUAAGUUCAUAGACAAAGCUAUCAGCCCUGUAUCCAACCAGAUCAUGCACUCAGCAAUCUUCUUCAUCGUGAUGUGGGAGUUACUUUUCCAUCCAAGAGCCAAACCAAGUUCCCACAAGUUAUACUUAGGUCAUAUGGCUGUUAUAUUCUUCUCCUACUUUAUUGUAUUAUUCGCUAACUACGCCGAGCGUGGUACAUGGCCGUACCCACUGUUCACUAUCGUGUAUGGCACCAUAUAUUUCCCCCUAUUAUUAGCAGCUCUAUGUAUUAUAUACGUAUCUGCAUACUUUAUACAAUGGCCUCUAACUUCCUUAGUAUAUAAUAAUAUUACCUGUAAAAAAACUGAAAAAAUAAGAUGA